UUGACUGCUUCUUGUAGGAAUUGACGGAACGACGAUUCUUUCCUGAAAGUUCCGCGGGAGCAUUUCGCUAUACCGUCCGGUUUGCCGGAUAUUAGUCGUCGGGGAGUCCGGCGUAAACGGAAUUUCUGAUAAAAGGUUUUUCAUGUCUUCACUUAUCAAGAAGAAUGUAUUUAAGAGUGUUAAUUUAAGAGCGCUAUUUUAGUUUAUGUGAAAAACGGAUAUUUUAUAAAAGUGUGCUUGUUAAAACAACUUUUUAACGAACAUCGCCAGCUGAUGAUAUCUAUAUAGGAAACUUUACCUAUAACGUCAGAUAUCUUUUGAGUAAAAACGACAAAGCAUAUAUAAAGGAUUAUCUGACUUAUUUGUGAAUUCUACAGAGAGUUGAUAUAAGGGUUUAUAUCCAUUUUGUCUCUUUGUAACGCGAAGAAAAAUCUUAUUGACAAUACAGUUUUACAUCGCUAUCAUAACAAAAGUUAUUCACAAAAUUCAUAUAAGCAGAAUUUGAAAGAUCUCAUGGAUUCGAAUUUUGUUCUAAGAGAAAACGCUUGAAUAUUUCUGAACUUUCUCAAGCAUUUGUUACAAAGUACUUGCACAUAUAGAACCAUAUCAUUCUAAACACCGUGCUAAAAGAAGUUCUUACUGUUAUAAAUAGAAUAAUUAUUAAUGUAACAAUAAGCGGAUAUUUGAGAAUGAAUGUUAUUAAAAUAUCUGGAAAAUAAAAGAAAUUACAGGAUAAAGAAAUUACUUUAUAUCUCUAUAUACACAUAAUAUUGAUAACUUUAAUUUAACGGAAUCAUCUGAAAUCUGAAGCAACAGUUCUAAUUCCUGGAUUUAUAAACAAAAAAAGUUACUUCUGAAGGAUUAAAACUUUCAUUAAAUAAGAAAGUUUGAAACUCGCUAACUUUUACAAAUACUAGUUUUCUAAAGAUAGAAAUUGCACAAACACUAGUUGAAAAACCUAGAUAAGAUAAAAGAUAAAUAUCGUUAAAAUUGAGAUUCAAUCACAGCUUUCCAAAGAAUAAUUUCUACGAAUAAUGCCAGAAUAUUUUCACGGAAAAUUAUAGAGCAAUUAUGGAUAUAGAUCAAAUUUAUGAGAUGUUGUCUAUAUAAUUAUCAAUUACUAGUCAACUGAUUUUGAGAAAUACGAUUAAGAUUAAAAUAUUGAAAAUGAUCAUCAAGAAACUUUGCUUCCUACAUUUUCUACUAAUUUAUUGCACCGAUGUAGCUGUGAGCUCUUUGGGCACUGAUGGCAGCUGGGAAGAGUGGUGGACCUAUGAAGGGAUAUCAGGCCCUGACUUCUGGGGACUGCUGAACCCCGAAUGGAACCUUUGCAGUAAAGGUCACCGACAAUCACCGGUCGAUGUUGACCCCACAAAGCUUCUGUAUGAUCCUUUCUUGCGAGUCAUACAUGUGGAUAAGCACAGGGUAAAUGGGAUCAUACAAAACACCGGUCACGGUGUGGUCUUCAGAGUGGACACUGGUCAACACUCACCAGUGGUUAACAUCAGUGGCGGACCCCUCUCUUACAGCUAUCGGGUUCAGGAGAUCCACUUACAUUUCGGACGCACUGAUGGACAAGGGUCAGAGCAUCGAGUGGGCAGUCAUGCUUUUCCUGCAGAGGUGCAAAUUUAUGGUUAUAAUUCAGAUUUGUAUGGAAACAUGAGUGAAGCUUCACAGAUGUCUCAAGGUCUCGUUGGAUUAGCCCUCCUGGUUCAGAUUGGCGAACCUUCAAAUAUGGAAUUGCGUCUCCUAACAAGUCAACUUCAGCAUAUCAUUUACAAAGGCCAACAAGCAGAACUGAAGUCUUUAUCAAUACGAGAAUUAUUGCCAACCACGGACUUCUACAUGACGUAUGAUGGCUCGACCACAAUGCCCGGAUGCCACGAGACUGUCACGUGGUUAGUUAUGAACAAACCAAUUUACAUCACUAAACAACAGCUGUAUGCCCUCAGGAAACUGUUUCAGGGAGACCAGAGUAACCCUAAAGCUCCUUUGGGCAACAACUACAGGCCGGCUCAGCUCAUUCAUCACCGGGUGGUGAGGACCAACAUUGAUUUCAAUCGAUCAUCGGGUCAAAGCUGUCCAACAAUGCAGAGUUCUCUUUUUUAUCAAGCCAACUACAAUAACUGGCGGCAGUGAGGGUCGUCCAAUGUCCAGUGCCUUAUUAGUCCAGCCAACAUGUGUCCCUUUUGUUCCAGUGACGUCCUACAACCAAUGCUGUGGUCAGUAGUGACGAUGGACUCCUUCCUUCCAUUAGUAGAUUCCUCCCCCCCUAUUUCUGUAUGUUGUCACCCUUUUGGUUCCUGGCAUCACUGGCUGUUUAUUCAGUUAUUUUGCAACACGAUUAUCCUUCCAAAAACUAAUCAGCAACAAUGUUAUGUCCAAUAGAGAUAACUCUCACUGCGGCAUUACCCCCAAAAAGUGAACAGACAUCGUGAUGUGCGAACACAAUCUCAAGAUAGACUACACCGCACUUUUGGGCUAUCCUGAUGCAGCUAUGAUGAACAUCACGUCAAAGAAUGGGUGUGCAACCACUUGUUUUGUGACUUGUGGAACUGUGAAAUGUUGAAAAAGAUUAAUAAAACAGUAUUUCUGCUCUUGGAUUGGCAAUAUACACUGUAAGCAACAAAUUUAUUUCCUUCAAUUUAAAACAAGUGACACAUUAUCAGUUCUAACAAGUGACUCAAUAUCUGUUCUAACAAGUGACUCAAUAUCUGUUCUAACAAGUGAUCCAAUAUCUGUUCUAACAAGUGACUCAAUAUCUGUUCUAACAAGUGACUCAAUAUCUGUUCUAACAAGUGAUCCAAUAUCUGUUCUAACAAGUGACUAGAUAUCUGUUCUAACAAGUGACUCAAUAUAUACUUUUCAAAGAUAUGACAGUAUUGACAAGACAUUAAUGUUAGCUCAAGAUGAACAAAUCAUGUAACGUAAAUGAUCUUGUUUCAAGAAUAUAAGUUAUUUCUCUAAUU
Molecule: messenger RNA, 2969 nt
Organism: Argiope bruennichi
Lineage: Eukaryota; Metazoa; Arthropoda; Arachnida; Araneae; Araneidae
Product: carbonic anhydrase-related protein 10-like
Exons: 11
Coding region: 1168-2139 (323 amino acids)
Molecular function (GO): zinc ion binding; carbonate dehydratase activity
Source: RefSeq, a predicted model, not a curated record